UGACAAUCACUCUUCGAAUUCCGCACUCGCAGCCAUGGCCUCGACAUCGGCGCUGCACGUACUGGACCGGCGCGACGUACAGCGUAUAUGCAGUGGACAAUCGGUGGUAGACCUUGCGACGGCUGUGAAGGAGCUAGUGGAGAAUGCACUGGACGCUGGCGCGACGCAGAUCGAAGUGAAGCUAAAGGAGUUUGGGCGCGACGCCUUCGAGGUGAGUGACAAUGGUGCCGGCGUCGCUCCCGAAAACUACGCUUCACUUGCGCGCAAACACUACACCAGCAAGAUUAGCAGCUUUGAGGACAUCGAGACCGUUGCAUCCUUCGGCUUCCGCGGUGAAGCGCUGAGCUCAAUAUGCGAGCUCGCUGCCAGCUUUACAGUGUGUACAAGGACGCAGAACGAUGCGGUGGGAACGUUGCUGAUGUACGACGCGAGCGGGGCGCUCGUGAAAGAGACCAAGAAAGCAAGGCCCACGGGGACCACCGUGGCGGUAGAAGAGCUCUUUAAGCCAUUGGCUGUCCGAUACAAGGACUUUAAGCGAAACAUCAAGAAGCAUUAUGCCAAGUUGCUUAAGGUGCUGCAGGCGUACGCUGUGAGCUGUGCCAAUGUCAAGAUCUGUGUGUUCAAUAUAACAGGAAAGAACUCCAGUCGUCAUGUCGUGCUGGCUACUCAGGCGCAUCAGACGAUGGGAGAGAACAUUGCCAAUGUGUUCGGUACCAAGUUUUUUAGGACACUAAUACGCAGUUCUACUACGGAAACUGAAGAUAAUCUAAGUGGACAAGAGCGCAAGGUGGAGGGAUACGUCUCUAAAGUCGGCGCAGGUGUCGGCCGAAGUGACAACGACCGGCAGUUCUUCUUCAUUAAUGGCCGCCCGUUUGAUCUACCAAAGAUGGCGAAGACACUGAACGAAGUUUGGAGGCAAUACGAAAUGAAGCAAAAGCCAGCAUGCAUCCUUAACUUUCUGCUGCCUCUGGGAGACUACGACGUGAACGUUACUCCAGACAAGCGAGAGACGUUUGUGAAGCAUGAAGCAGAGAUUAUUGAUGCAUUUAAGACGGGAAUAAACAAGCUUUACGAACCAAGUCGAGGAACGUUUACAGUUCAGCCAUUGCUGACAGCGUUUGCUCAGCGCUUCCCUGCCCAGAAACCAAAGCCUGUUAUCGUCGAAAUACUCCAACCAAGGAAUCAACGGGGUGCCGCAUCUGCGCCAUCGUCUCCUGAACAGAUCCUGUUGGACUUGCGAAAGUCUGCAAAAAGACAGAAGCUUUAUUCUCCUUUGCCGUCACAAGCAAUACUUUCAACACCUGAAGAGCAUGCGUGGUCAUUUGACGAAAUGAUCAAGCAGCGACAACAAUAUUUUGAGGAAGAGGUGGAGUAUGAGCGGAAACGGAAGACUAACCGCCUCAAGGUUCCGAAGACGUGCUCGACUUCUGUGGAUGACAACGCGCUUGAAACAGACAAUGAAGUUGCUGCAGCAGCAUUGCAGCGCGUGCUCAAGAAAGAGGACUUUAAGCGCAUGCAAGUUCUUGGCCAGUUCAACCUCGGCUUUAUUAUUGGGAAGCUGGGCAAUGACCUGUUCAUUAUCGAUCAGCACGCCAGCGACGAAAAAUUCAACUACGAAACGCUUCAGCAGACUACAGUCAUGCACCAGCAACCUCUGGUCCGUCCGCUAAGGCUAGAACUGACAGCUGGAGAAGAAAUGGUUAUCUUAGAUCACUUGGGAGUGUUUACGAAGAAUGGCUUCACCUUCCUGGUCGACAAGGAUGCUCCGGCUACAAAGAAGCUAAAGCUGCUAUCGCUGCCUUUCACGAAGCACACGCAGUUCGGUACUGAAGAUAUUCGAGAGCUGGCGUCGCUCCUCAUGGAUGCGCCUAUGAAUACCUCAACUAUCCGCCUGCCAAAAGUGAUGGCGAUGUUUGCGUCCCGAGCGUGCAGAAGCUCCAUCAUGAUUGGAACUGCUCUUCACAAAGAGGAAAUGCAGAAGAUUGUUCGAAACCUCUCUGGACUGGACCAGCCGUGGAAUUGUCCGCAUGGGCGACCGACUCUCCGUCACUUGGUUGAUCUCAUGCAUCUCGAAGACAGCAAUGACAGCAAUUAAAUUCGUGUAGUCAAGCGCAUAAGCCUAAGUUUCUAGGUGUUGUCCCAGGAGUACAGGAGUGGCAUUGGUGCUGGAGCCUGGAGGUGACAAUUGCUUGCGGUACUUUUCACAUAGUUCGUUGUAGGCGUCGACGAGGACUGGAUCGUUUGCGUCCCCCUGGUAGUUCGCGUUCACAAACUCGGUCCACUGGCGAAUAUCAUUUUCUUCGGGGGAGUGUGUGAAACAGCCACCCUCACACUGACA
Messenger RNA from Phytophthora infestans T30-4, 2338 nucleotides. Its product is annotated as mismatch repair endonuclease pms1, putative. Lineage: Eukaryota; Oomycota; Peronosporomycetes; Peronosporales; Peronosporaceae. The coding region runs from base 35 to 2095 and encodes 686 amino acids. Gene Ontology annotation, biological process: mismatch repair. The record is from RefSeq and is a predicted model, not a curated record. Gene Ontology annotation, molecular function: ATP hydrolysis activity; ATP binding; mismatched DNA binding. The transcript has 13 exons. Gene Ontology annotation, cellular component: MutLalpha complex.